This is a messenger RNA of Orcinus orca (killer whale), 4634 nucleotides long. It is a transcript of the gene TMEM259, whose product is annotated as transmembrane protein 259. NCBI's taxonomy places the organism in Eukaryota, Metazoa, Chordata, Mammalia, Artiodactyla, Delphinidae. Gene Ontology annotation, cellular component: endoplasmic reticulum. The transcript has 11 exons. Gene Ontology annotation, biological process: positive regulation of ERAD pathway; response to endoplasmic reticulum stress. The record is from RefSeq and is a predicted model, not a curated record. Bases 2355 to 4037 code for a protein of 560 amino acids.
UCCUCUCAUCAACGUGCGCGACCGGCUCUUCCAUGCGCUUUUCUUCAAGAUGGCUGUCACCUACUCGCGCCUCUUCCCGCCCGCCUUCCGUCGUCUCUUCGAGUUCUUCGUGUUGCUCAAGCCGCCCAGCUUCUGGGCUCUUGCUACAGAGAUCAAGUUCCCCUCCCAGCCCCGCUCCCCAGCCUCUUCCUGUGGCACCUGUUCCUCUCUGCUCACUGCUGGCGGGAGCCGCCCUUGCCAUCCUCUUUGCCGCCUCGUGCCAGUCUCUGGGCCCAGCGAUGAGUAGGGUGACCAGGAGGAAGGGGGAGAGACGGCAGCCGGCAGGGCAGGGUCUGUGUCACAUCAGGCAGCCUCAGGCUGCGAGGAAGGAGGUGGGUAGCAGAAGCGGCGCAUGCAGAGGCCCUGGAGCUGGCGGGACGGCGCAGCCGUGUGGCUGGUGAGUUGGAGCAUGGGGGUCACAGGGUGCCAGAGGUUGGGGGGCUGGAGCACCCAGGGCCUGUGAGGUGGCCAGGCCAGCUGGCAGGCAGAGGGCAGGAAAGGCCCUGGACAAGACUCCUGAAAUCCUGAGAGCGAGGUGGGCGGGGCUGCUGAGUACACCCUGCUUUCCCCGUGUGGGUAGGGCUGCCCUGUGUGUCUGAUGAUAGGUUGUAGGGGGAGGGAAGCCUGGGCAGACAGCUUGUUCCAUGGUGGGGAAACAAGUCCAGAUCUGGGGCAAGCCUUGUCAAGGGGUGAGAGAGUCUUGGCCUACCUCUGGGGACCCACACACUCAGUCAAGGGUGAUGGACCCCACCUGGGGUUUCAGGACCCAGAUAAGGACAGUGAUGGGGCAGACACCAGUGAGGGGUGCUGGAGGGGGCGCCAGGGUGACAGUGGGGUCAUGGGGGCCACUCAGCGAGGUCAUGGUGCCACCAGCCCCCCGUCCGUUCAAGUGCCCCUGCUCUCGGGGCCCAGCUGGCCCUGCCUGGCGUGUGUUCCAGGUUGAACUCCUGGCUCCACCCCUCCUGGCCGCGUGGUCUCUGUGCCUUGGUUUCCUCAUCUGCAAACUGGGGGUGAUGGCAGGCACGUGUGUCUCCGGGGGAAGUGCUCGGGCAGCCCCUGGCAUCGGGCCAUCCUGCGUGUCAGCACUUUUUGUGGUAUCUCAUCACGUGUACAGCGUCGUCCUUAUGGCCCAGAGCAGACAGUGUCCCAGACACGGCUCUGCUGGACAUCUGGGCCCAGAGAGCACGAUUGGCGCUGUGGGUCAGCUCUCUGACCUCACCCUGCUGUGCUGUGGGUCCCACACUGUCAGGAUUCCCGUCGCCAGCUCCCAGGUCCCCAGACACAACGUUGGGGAGAGGUGCUGGGGGUCCCGAGUGACGCUUGGCCUGUGGCCACGUCUCAGGGCCCUGGCGCAGGCUGGCCUGUGGGAGGCUCUGCAGACGUGGGGGCCUCAGCUGGACUUCCCCACUGCCUCCCCAGCCCCUCCUCCCCAGGCAGGGUCCCAGCUCUGUUCUCAGCUCAGCAUCUGUCUGCCGUGACCUGAACCCCAGGGGCUUGGGAUGUGUAGUCUGUCUCUGCUUAAAUCAGCAGUGCUCUGAUUACCGCCCCGUCAGGACAGGAGCGGGUGCUCUGCUGUCCCAGCCCGUGCCCAGUCUGCAGGGCAGGCUCCAGAGAGGAAGCCGGGAGUUCCACGGCCAGCGCUGGCACCACCCUGUGGUGCUCCUGGCAGGGCAUGGAGAGGACGAGGUGCUGGCGGCCCUGCCGGUGGCCGCGUGGCCACCGGAAGUUCACCACACCCCUGAGCAUCAUUGUUGACAGGACAAGGAGCGGCUUCGUACUCUGGUCCCCCACGAUCAUUUGUACCACACAGGGAACUCACCCCGGGAGCGAUGCCCUUGACACGGCGUCCAGGCCGAAGGGUGACACUUGGCCAACCGGGACCCCAUGAGAAACACAGCGGUCAGACGGGGGCUCCUGGAGCAGGGGGUUGGGGUGACGUCAAGCAGGGCCUCUCCUCAGCACUGUGGACAUCGGGGCUGGGACGUUCUCUGUAGGGGGCCAUCCUGGGCACUGUGGGGUGUGGAGCAGCCUCCCCGGCCCUGCCUACUCGAUGCCGGGAGCCCCCCAGUCACGAUCACCACAGACGUCCCAAGAUGUGGCCCUGUGUCAGGAUCCCCCCAGUGAACAGUUAGGGCUGUCCCGUCUCACUCGGGGGACAGAGCGAGCCCUGCCAUGGGGCCGUUGGCAUGGCCAAGCGGGUCGGCUGUGUUCAGCGGCUCAGGCUGGCCCGGGAGAGGUGCAGAGGGCGGCCGGCCGGCGAGGGAGGCCAUUUUUAGCCAGUGAGGUCGGGAGUUUUCUCCUGGGGCAGCUGGGUGAUGGCACCACGUGCUCUGCUUGGGCCUGUGCUGACCGCCCCCCUCCCCCAGGCCCUGUUCGUGCUCUUCGUCCUGGCCUACAUCCACAUAGUCUUCUCCCGCUCGCCCAUCAACUGCCUGGAGCACGUGCGGGACGAGUGGCCGAGAGAGGGCGUCCUGCGCGUGGAGGUGCAGCACAACUCGAGCCGCGCGCCCGUCCUCCUGCAGUUCUGCAGUGGUGGCGGCAGCUUCCCUGGGCUGGCUGUGGGGCCGGGAGGCCUGGAGCUGGGGGGUGAGGACGACGAGGAGGAGCUGACCGUGGAGGUGUUUGGGAACAGCUCCGUCAAGUUUGAACUGGACAUCGAGCCCAAGGUGUUCAAGCCACCAGGUGGCCCCGAGGCCCUAAACGACAGCCAGGAGUUCCCCUUCCCUGAGACGCCCACAAAAGCGUGGCCGCAGGACGAGUACAUCGUGGAGUACUCGCUGGAGUACGGCUUCUUGCGGUUGUCGCAGGCCACGCGGCAGCGGCUUAGCAUCCCAGUCAUGGUGGUCACCCUGGACCCCACGCGGGACCAGUGCUUCGGGGACCGCUUCAGCCGCCUGCUGCUGGCUGAGUUCCUGGGCUACGACGACAUCCUCAUGUCCAGUGUGAAAGGCCUGGCGGAAAACGAGGAGAACAAGGGCUUCCUGCGGAACGUGGUGUCCGGGGAGCACUACCGCUUCGUGAGCAUGUGGAUGGCCCGCACAUCCUACCUGGCCGCCUUCGUCAUCAUGGUCAUCUUCACCUUGAGCGUGUCCAUGCUGCUGCGCUACUCCCACCACCAGAUCUUCGUCUUCAUUGUGGACCUGCUGCAGAUGCUGGAGAUGAACAUGGCCAUCGCGUUCCCCGCAGCGCCCCUGCUGACCGUCAUCCUGGCCCUCGUGGGAAUGGAGGCCAUCAUGUCUGAGUUCUUCAACGACACCACCACGGCCUUCUACAUCAUUCUCAUCGUGUGGCUGGCCGACCAGUAUGACGCCAUCUGCUGCCACACCAACACCAGCAAGCGGCACUGGCUUCGGUUCUUCUACCUGUACCACUUCGCCUUCUACGCCUACCACUACCGCUUCAACGGGCAGUACAGCAGCCUGGCCCUCGUCACUUCCUGGCUCUUCAUCCAGCAUUCCAUGAUCUACUUCUUCCACCACUACGAGCUGCCCGCCAUUCUGCAGCAGAUCCGCGUCCAGGAGAUGCUGCUGCAGACGCCCCCGCUGGGCCCUGGCAGCCCCACGGCCCUGCCAGAUGACCUGAACAACAACGGAGGCACCCCGGCUGCCACGCCCGACUCUACCAGCCAGCCCCCUGCCCUGGGCCCUGGCUUGCAGGGUGGUGGCGGAGGCCCUGGGCCCAUGGCUGAGGCACCCAGCUCCCUGGUGGCCGCGGCGGCCUCGGUAGCCGCAGCAGCCAGUGGUGACCUGGGCUGGAUGGCAGAGACGGCUGCCAUCAUCACAGACGCCUCCUUCUUAUCUGGCCUGAGCGCCUCUCUCCUGGACCGGCGGCCGGCCAGCCCCCUCAGCCCCAGUGGGGCGCUCCCUCGGGACCCCCAGGACAGUGCCCCCACAAGCGACUCCCCAGGGUCUGACACAGCCCCGCAGACUGCUGGGGUGAGUGGGCCCAGCCUUGCGUCCAUGGCUCCAGUGGAUGCGCCCUCAGAGGUCGGCUCCUGAGCCGUGGGCAGCUCACCGCCUCUGUCCCUGGCCAUCCAGGCCAGCUGGGUGUGACCUGGCUGGAGCCCUCCGGGGUCAGGGAGGCUGUCCCCAAUGGCUCUGGGACUGCUCAGCCUGCCUUAGGCGGUAUUGGAGUCCAUCAGGUUUGCUUGGAGGCGGGCUUCUCUCCCCCAGGGCAUGGGGCCUGCCUGCAGCCUGUCCCUGUCUAUGGUGGGCCCACUCGGCCGGCUGAUGAGCCAGGGUGGGAGAAGGGAUGGGGGCUCCAUGGAAGGUUCUGCAAUGGGUUGGUGAAAGGUCCGGAGUGAGCUGUCCCAGGGCAAAACGGGCAAGCCUCUGAGCAAGGUGAAACGAGUGGGGCCGGCUCAGCUGGUGCUCCCUCGUGUGCAGUGCCUUUCCACCGCCAGCCCACACGCCCAGGCUGGGGCCCCGGACGCGGCCACGGGGGGCGCCGGGGUCCUGCCCUGCUCGGGGUGAAGACACGGCUGGUGGCCCAACCCAAGUUACACCGUGAGGAAUGGAGCAGAGGGCUCAUUCCACUCUAUUUAAUUGCAGUGUACAAAAUGGUGUUUGUAUAUAGAAUAAACUGUUGACAGCGUC